CGACUGGGAGCCGCGGGACCCGCGCGAGGCUAUGGCUGUCUCGUUGUCGGUGAAGGAGGCGCUGCGGGUGGUGGAGGUGCUGGAAACCAUCGUGAGCAGCUGCGUGGGGCCGGAGGGGCGUCAGGUGCUGUGUACGAAGCCCACGGGCGAAGUCAUGCUCAGCCGGGACGGCGGCCGCCUGCUGGGAUCGCUGCACCUGGAGCACCCCACUGCCAGGAUGAUGGUGUCGUGUGUUUCCAGUCAUCUGAGGAGAGCAGGCGAUGGUGCUAAGACGUAUAUUAUCUACCUCUGCCACCUGCUCAGAGAGCUGCACGCGGCCACAGACAAAGUAAUGGGCUCACUGGGCCAGGCCCACGGGAAACACUGGAAAAAGUGUUGCCAGUGGAAACUCAUCGCCCGAGCUUGCCUCUCCUUUCAGACACAAGUACUAGACUGCGUCGUGGACCAGCACUUAAAGAAACACUUUUUAUCCGUGUUUUCUUCCCCUAAAGAGAGGACCUUGUGCAGAAGCUCUUUGGAGUCGCUCUUUGAAGCGUAUUUACGAGGGAGAGUGGGAAGAAAUCAUCACGGCUUUAUCUCACAGCUGAUAAGUGACUACCUUUUCAAGUGUAUGGCUCACGAACGUGGAUUUGAAGAAGUCUUCGAGUUAGUGGAUGACUGCUUCUUAGAGUUGAGCAUCGGUGUCACCGGCCUUCCCGUUACAGAGUCCAAGGUUGUAGCUGGGCUUGUGCUCCACAGAGACUUUUCGGUGUACUACCCGGUGGAGGGGGACAUGAGGCUGGUGGUGGUCAACGAAGCCAUCCAUCCACUUUUCUCAUCUUCUGAAUCAGAGUUCAUCGUGACUUCGGAAAUCCAGUUUCAGACAUCGCAGUUUUGGAUUAUGGAGAAAACGCGAACAAUCAUGAGUCACUUACGAAGUCAGAAUGUCCACCUGCUCCUGUCCAGGGUGAAGCAGUCAGACAUGGUUGUUUACUACGCGGGACUGAAUGGUAUAUCUGUGGUAGAGUGUCUGUCAUCAGAAGAGCUUUCUCUUAUCCAAAGGAUCACUGGUGUUUGUCCCUUUGUGCCCCCUCAGGAACCUUCACAGUUCGGAAUCUCUAACACUGCGCUGGUGAAAUUCUGUACGCCUCUUAUCCUUAGAUCCAAAAGGUACAUUCACCUUGGCUUGGUUAGCAACUGUGCUUUUAUUCCGCACUGUGUAAUCCUUUGUGGCCCAGUGCAGGGGAUGGUCGAACAACAUAAGGACACUUUCCACGGAGCUUUCAAAAUACUUCAGCAGUUGUUUAAAGACCAUCAUCUCAAUUACAUGGCACAAGCCAAUGACCAAAAUUGUUUACCAAGUCACCUUAUGUGUAAGAACAGUAGAGAAAGUCAUCAGGAGCCAGAGUUUGUUCAUGACUCACUACGGAGGCCUUAUCAGGAGACAGUUGUGGAGAACAAAGAAAAACUGAGAAAGCCACAAACGUGCAUAAAAACACAUUCAAACCCGGUAGGUCCAAAUAUAGAAUGCGAAGCAUACAGCCCAGGUUCAACAGCAAAAGAGAUACUUACAGAUGUCUGUCAGAUUGAUGGGAGACUGAGAGGUUUAUCUCCAAACAAAACCAGGAUGAUGGACAACCCUAAACCAUGGACUGAGAGUCAUUCUCCUGCUAUCGCAGCAAUGGAGACCUCCGCGAUGGAAAUUUCUUAUGAAAACUCACAGGUCACAAAAGAUGCUGGAAACGGGACUGUGUCAUCCGCGAGGCUAAAACCAGUGGAGACGCCUCUUGCCCCCAGUAAUGACUGUUUGCCGUGUAUACCGGCAGGCAGUGUUUUACCAGUGGGUGGAUAUUUUGAGAUCUUGCUGCAUUACUAUCUUCUCAACUGUGCUCAGAAAGGUCGGCAGUCAGAAGAAACCAGGGUGCUGAGCAAGAUAAUAGCUAAAGCACUUUUAAGCAUUCCCAGAAUCUUGUGUAAGUACAAGAAAGGAAAGCACAGCUUCCCACAAAUGUACAUGAGAACUGCCCACACCCUGCAAGCAGGUCAGCCCAUGAGCAGCUCUUCCACAGGUUUGGAAUCGGUGGCCAGUAAAUACCAGUUACUGGCUUCAGUCCUCCAGUGCUUGACCACGAUUUUAACCAUAGACUUGGUGAUCCCUGUGAAGAGGCAGCCUCGGGAAGUCUGUGAUCCAGAUUCAGAAGAUGAACUCUGAGACUGGAAGUCUUUUACCAACCCGGGCCUUAGCCAGCUCACGAGAAGUCAAGCAGACACGUGACCUCCGAUGCUCAGGCCGCUUCCAUCCAGCUGGGAAAAUGGGAAAAUGGCAUCGUCUCAGCCUUCUGGAGAACGCUGAAGGACAGCGGAUAGCAAAGCUCAGGCAGUAUUGGACUCGGCCGGAGGAGGAAGCCUUCCAGAUGGGGGAGAGCCAAGACCAAGUGUCAUUCUUCCCUUCCUCUUAUCUUGGUAUCACAGCUCUGUGUUCGUCUGCACUUGAGGGAGGGGAUUUCUUUAUAUCGCUUCUGCAAUCUCUUCCCCCUUGUUUUUCUGUAAUUUGCUCAUAGUAUUUGAUUAUUGUUCUUGUUUUUAUUUUUACCGGAGCACUACUCAGUUCUAGAUUAUGGUGGUGCUGGGGAUUAGAACCAUUAGGAUACCUCAUCUCAGCUUUGGACAGGGUUUGCAGAGACCUGCCUAUUUGUGCUAAAGACAUUCUUUGCCCGCCAUAAAACAGUGUGUGUGUGUUAGAAAUGUGACUGUAGGCAGCUGGAUAGGCAGCUGGAGCUGCUUUUCGUUGUCUGUAGUUAAGUUCCAGUACAAGAAAAUCACAUCUAGUAACUUAAAAAGACAAGACCUCGGGGCGCCGGCCUAAACAGUUGUGGGGUGUAAUAAAUCCAGAGCAGUUAUGAUGCAGGCCCAGCAAGACAGGCUCGGUGGCCGCCGGCCGAGAUGGCUCAUGGCUGUGGCCAUAGGGCUGGGCGUUUGAAGCUAGCUUUACAGAGCUGAGCACCUGGCUGAGCACAUGUUACAAUGUACAAGGCCCAGAGUUCAGGCCCCAGUCUCCACCUGCAGGAGAAAGCUGGGUGUGGAAGGUUUCACACAAAGGCUGGUUAAGUGGUGUUGGAGGUCUCUCGGUCUCUCUCCCUCUCUUUGAUGUUUUUAUUUUAUGUGCCAGAGCAAUGCUCAGCUCUGCCUUAUGAUAGUGUGGGGACUGAACCUGGGACUCGGAAGCUUCAGGCCCGAGAGUUUCUGCAGACGGUUAUGCUAUCUACCCUUUCCCUGUUUCUCCCUCUCUAUCGUCCCCUUUUCUGUCAAGGUCUAGCUGUCUCUAUCCAAUAAAUAUAGCUAUAAUUUAAAAAGUUAAAUGAAAGUGCUACUUACAUGAGAGAACCAGAGCGUCACUGCCACAUGCGAUGCAGGGGCUCAGGCCUGAGGCCCUGCCCUCUCUUGCAGACCCAGCACUCCCAAGCCACUGAUUGCUUUCUCUGGCAGGAUGCUUCAGCUUGCUGCAACUGUUUGUCAUUUGGAGUAGACAGUGAAAGAGACCAGAGCACCAGAACUUUCUCUAGUGUGCUGGGGGCGUACUCGCUAUCACCAUCAGAGCUCAUAGUAAUAACUAAGUCAGAAAGUAUUUAUUCUUGUAAUAAGAAUGGUUAUUCUAAUGUGAAUUUACAAACGUUUCUAUUAUGAAAGUUUACAGAUGUAAGUCAUGUUCUUGCAAAAGUAAGGACAGUGUCUUCUGCUUCUGGUACUUCUCUAUAAUAGCCAAGGCAGUACUUACGGUGUUUGUACCAAGAAUUCAGAAGUGCUUGUUGAAUAAAAUUGUCUUUAAUAUGUUCUCCUGAGUAUAACUCUC
Messenger RNA from Erinaceus europaeus (western European hedgehog), 3829 nucleotides. RefSeq names its product Bardet-Biedl syndrome 10 (gene BBS10). Gene Ontology annotation, molecular function: ATP binding. Gene Ontology annotation, biological process: chaperone-mediated protein complex assembly. Lineage: Eukaryota; Metazoa; Chordata; Mammalia; Eulipotyphla; Erinaceidae. Bases 32 to 2191 code for a protein of 719 amino acids. The transcript is spliced from 2 exons. The record is from RefSeq and is a predicted model, not a curated record.